This is a messenger RNA of Haliotis rubra (blacklip abalone), 4933 nucleotides long. RefSeq names its product E3 ubiquitin-protein ligase RNF38-like. The transcript is spliced from 8 exons. The coding region runs from base 24 to 2393 and encodes 789 amino acids. The record is from RefSeq and is a predicted model, not a curated record. Lineage: Eukaryota; Metazoa; Mollusca; Gastropoda; Lepetellida; Haliotidae.
GAGACCUGUAUGGUCAAGCCUGAAUGAGCCUGUGUGCUAUAAUUCCUCGUAUGGAGUUUGAUACGGGCCGUUCAACCGAAUCUCAGAUUUGGUCUACAGCUUUCCGUCAAGUUUCUGACAUAGCUUGGGAUAUUUUAUCAUCCCAAAGAUCAAGGACAAACAUCAGUUCUGUACUGUCUGAAGAAAGGUUACAAGAAGUUGCUGAAAGGAUAUAUUACCUUUCCUCUGAUUCGUUAUUACCAGCUCAAUAUGGGGUUUGUAAUGGCCGAGAUCUUUGUGAGUCCUCCAGGGAGGAUUUAGGAGGAAGUAAACUGCUGGACUUGCAGCACAGCUGUGACUCUGUGGAGACAUGUUAUAUUGAUGGAUGGAGCUAUGCUCACAAUUUGAAUACCACCCUAAAUAAAGGAUUGUAUGAGGUCCCCGAGCAAUAUGCCGCACAUGCUGUGAGUGGGGUGCGACGACCUACACAAUGUGUAGGGAGAUUGACAGCUUUGACGGGUCGAAACAUCUCAUCAACGGAUUCGCAUGACUUGCUUACACUUGCACACACUGUGAGCUGGCCACAAAUAGACUAUUGUCCUUCCCAUUGUGUCUUUUGGCUGAAUCUGUUGUAUCCACUGUUUGAAUUAAACGAGAGGCAAGCCUCUACUCCCAUUGUCCCUACCCGGCCAGUAAUGGCUGGUCUAGCGGAGUCUUGUCGCCCAGUUCGUGCUGAAGGUGGGAUACCUUUGUAUGGACAAAGGGAUUCAUCAUUCGAUAGGCAUCUGAGGGAUGUUGGUCUGAUCAGUGUGGAUGGAUCCGUGGAUGAUAUGGUGUUAGAACAUCUUUACCAACUGUGUUCGCAACAUAACUUGAUUCAGUUCUAUCAAGAGCUGCACUCCCAGUAUAUGUUUGAGUUGUACCUUUGGUUGUACGUCAGAAUAUGUGUGGACAGGAAGAUGCAGAAAGUUCAGCAGAAGCUGGAGAUCAUUUCUCGCAUAUUGGGCCAGCCAGUUGAAUGUGUACUGAGAUCCACUCUCACCAGCUUUGUUCAGAAGCUGGUGUCAAAACAAAAACAUUUGGUAGACUCGGCAUUGAUCUUGCUGAGACAAGUUGACAUAGGGGAGGUAACUCCCAUGCUGGCCUCUCACUUAAGAGACCUUGCAAGAACCACAAAUAUUCAGCUGGAUUCAAAGCGACUGCAGCGUAAAUUCAGCAGGGAUGUGGCCAUUACAGCCAGGAGGAUACUGAUGGAAUAUCAGAACGGAUUAGUGUCGAAAUUUUCCAGCCCUGGAACUAGACGGAGGACAACUCGUGAACGCAACACAUUACGGCAGUCAGAAUCUCCUGAACGCCGGGCCUUCCAACCCCCUGUGUUGACAGGGAGACAACUCCAUCCUGCGGCCGUCCUGCCUGGCCAGUCCCCCCAGCAUCCCGUCGUCAUUGAUGUAGAUCAGGUUCAAGUGUCUGCACCUGUUACCAUGACGCCAUAUGCCAUCCCUGUGUGCACCGGUCCACAUCAUAUGCCCGUGUGUAGUGCCGCACACAUGCAGAUGUGCAACACGCAGCCAACAUGGUCCAUUCCUGCAUGUACGGUGCAGCUGCCGUCGUGCAGCAUGCAGCACAUUCCAGCGUGCAGUCUGCAGCAGAUGCCGGUUCCACAUACAAUACCACCGAUACUGCACCACACGCACCACCCACCCCCUCACCAUCCGAUGCCACACCACCAUGGCUUGACGCACGCUGGACAUGCACAGUUUCCUCAUGUCCCACAACCUCAGAUGCGGGAUGAAGACGUGCAAAUUAUUGCAGAACACCGGCCACACUACCCCAUCCCCCCUAGUAUUCACCCUGGGGCGACACUUAACCCCUCCCCUCCAGUCAUUUUACAAGAGCCAGUUGUGCACCCAACACCGCAUGAUAUAUAUAUGGGUCCAUAUCAGCUCUAUUACGCAAGAAGAGCUGCAGGACGCAGUCGGUUACGUGGAUCACUACCACCACCACCACCUCCCUACCCAGGAUUCCUUCUUCACUUCCUAGCCAUGUUGGGUAACCCCCCUGUGCCUCCUUACGGCCGAGAUCCCCCAGAUGAGGCGACGGAGGAAAACUACGAGGUAGGUGCCCUGUUGAGUUUAGCUGAGAGACUGGGAGAGGCCAAACCGAGAGGUCUUUCUAAGGCCGACAUCAAACAACUACCUGCAUACUACUUCAACAGUGAAACACCUCGCUCCGACCUGGACCAGACAUCGUGUGUGGUGUGCAUGUGUGACUUCGAGAGUCGCCAGCUCCUGAGGGUGCUUCCGUGUGGCCACGAGUUCCACACGAAAUGUGUAGACAAAUGGCUCAAGACCAACCGAACCUGCCCUAUAUGCCGAGCCGAUGCCACGGACAUGGCCGGGAACCACUCAGAAUAACACUGUCCGCCAACUGGCAGGUGGCGCCACUGUCACCAACUCUUCAAUGGAAACAAGAACAAGCGUUGUGGGAAAAGACAAAUGUGCAAACUCUAGCAUAAAAACUAUAGAAUUUGUACAUAGCCACAAAUCUCUUUCUCUCCUCUGUCAGCUCUGAAUCUAUCAAAACUCAUUACCUCAACGUAUUGUGUGCGGAGCUGUAUAUAAAGCUUGUGCUUGGCCGUAGAUAGCUUGCAGACAGAUGUCAAGUUUAUACCAAGGAGAAAUACAUCAUUGGUUGGACUGAGGCAAUUCAGGGAAAAACUGUGACUCUGCUCUGAUUGUCGAGGAGACAGACCUGUUCAAAGCCACACCCACACUGUUUGUGAAUACCUUGAACUUUGCAAGGAGUGAACAUAUUUUGGAGACUUUGUGUGAGAAUGGACAACUUCCCUGGGCAAGGAAUGGGUGGAUUUUGUCUGCUUGCAUUGGUGCUGUAAAAAUGCUUUGUCGCUCAAUUUUUGUUUGUGUAAAUUGUCGCACACGAUAUUUCUCGGCCAGUUUUCAGAUAGUCGAUGUAUGCAAGAGUAAUAACAAGUGUAUAAAUCUCAUAGUAUUUUCCUACCUGUAGUAUUUUGAAGAUUCAUCACAUGCUCAAGGAAGGUUAUUGAAAUAAUUCAGAUUUAUAACACUUUUUGUUAUGCAUAUGCGCAAUUGAAAUAAACAUAAUAAUUCCCAUCUAUUAAUUUUAUCAUCUCUCAGUGAUGACGCUCCAGGACUCUCAAAUAUGGUACAUAAUAUUUGUCUGAGCAAAUGUAAUCUACGCAGCCAACACGUCAAAAUAUGAAAUACCAUACACACAAGUUCAGGUGUAUGUUGGUAUCAAGACUUUCUGAAUCAUUCAGUAAUACUAGAGGUAAAGUAAUUUGAAAUGUAAGGUUUCAGCAAAUAACAAAAACCUAUAGAUUUCAUUUGUUGAAUAUUUCAGUGGAAUUCAUUACUCAAUUAUGGUUGUGGAAGCCCUGCUCAUCAUCAAGUGUCUUCUGAGGCAAACAGAUCUGCAUUUACCUUGACAGGAAUCUGUCAGCUCAUAGCUUAAACUAUCUAACGAACAUUGUUGAAAAAAGAUUAUGAAUAUGGCAUAUGCAGUUUAGCAUUGAGACCAUGGGUUAAGACCAUAUUUGCCUUAAUGUUCAGAGAUGUAAUCACUUUCAUUGGUUUACCUUCAAAAUAAGUCAUGUAUAGAUAUUUUCUGUAAUUCUUUCAAAGUCAUGGCAUAUUCAGGAAUGUUGAAUACUUUUUCUCUUUUUUUUCCAAGCUUUUUGCAUAAUUUAUCAGCAUUUUCAUGCUACAUCUACAGCAGUGCACUUUUUUGCGUUACAGCUUUGAAGAUAUAUUUGUUGAAUUGUCUUCACUGUUUCUUGUAUUUUUGCAAUUUAUACCUCAAUACAAAAGUUUUCAAAGAAAUUCAUUUGAUUUCAGUUAUUAUUCUGGUCUAUUUUAUUCAGAAUUUUUAUCCUAAAUACGCAAAAAAUAUAUAAAAAUGUUAUUGGUUGAACAAGAUUAAGUUGGGUUUCUCUACUGUAUUUUGGAAAGUUUGGUAUCAGUCAUGAACAGAAUUAUUUUGCCUUAUGCAAUUAUUUCAUUAAAGAAAAAAUUACAAGACUAAUUAUUGUCAACCAUUUUUAUAUUGAGGUAGUUUAUCUAUAGGAAAGACAUGUUUCCACAUUUAAACUUGUGGCUAUUACUGUUUUUUCUGGAACCUUUAUCUUGAAUCAGACUUGAAAUUAGAGUACAACUUUGUCAAGGAUCUUUUCUGCAAUAUAUAAUCUCUCUCCUCACCUAAUCUUGUCUUGUAUGAACUAUAAAUAUAAUUAAACAUUUCACAUAAUUUUGAAGUAGGAUAAUUAGAAUAUGUAUGUCUUCUUUAAGUUCAUUACAGUUAUGAUUACACAAAGUUCCCACUGUUUAAGCUAUUCUUCCAUGUUAUGCAAAAUGUUAAAUUUCACUCUUGAAGUUUGACAAUAUAUAUAGAUAUAUAUAUAUAAACUUUCCCACUCUAUGCGACAUUGCAUAUAUUUUGCAGUCUGUUUCUACUGACUAACUGUUCGUUGUUUUUGUGUUGAUCACAAAUAAUAUUCUGUUCUGAUCUUGAGCAUUAUAGAGAUCCAAUUGGUGAAACAGGAAGUGGUACGGGUUUUGCUAUGAAGGCCAGAUUCAGUCAGUACUUGAUGUUUCCAAGCAGUAAGUCACAGUUAAAUCAAAUGUCUCUUCACACAGGGUACACAGACUGAAAGUUCCCCGACGGAACUCGGAAGAGCCUUGUAGCAAUCCCAAUAUGAUCUACCUCUGCUUAUUUCUAUAUUAUACAAAUGCCUUUUUCUCCAAUAUAAAAUUCCAAAUGUUCUGUGCUUUGUGAAUGUCUCAGAAUUAUGAAUUGUUUUUGUAAGGAAACAAACAUUGUUUUCAGUAUAUAUCAAAUGUUGUAAAUGAAUGCAGAAGAUGCAACUCACUUUCAAAGUGUACCUUUCAAAAUAUAUGGCAAUAAACCAUAAAGACAA